AUAAGGAAAAGCGAAACAACCGCUCUCUUCUUCUUCUUCUUCUUCCACUCUGCUCUACUAUGCCCUCUGCUCUCUUCUUCUAAUCCACUCCCAAACCAGCUACUGAAUGUCUCAGCAUUUCCUCCCAAUCCUCCUCUAGACGACAACAACAAAGAAAAACGACAAACGAAAUGUCGACGAUGUCAAUAUCAUCCUCAAUUGCUUACCUUCCUCGCAAACCAAGCCUCAAUUGCAGUCUCCGUUCGUCGUUUCUCAGCCCUCUCUCGCUCUCACCCAAUGCGACAAAGAACAGCCUCAAAACGACAUCGGCGGCGAAGAGACAAGCCGUCGUGGCGAUGAGCAUGGAGGCCGGCAUCGGAGUCAUGGCGACGAAGCUCGGGAUGAUGAGCUUCUUCGAGAGCGACGGCAAGGUCGUCCCCGUCACCAUCGUCGGCUUCAAGGAAGGUAAUAUCGUCACGCAGGUCAAAAACCUAGCCACCGACGGAUACGACGCCGUUCAGGUCGGAUACCGCCGCGUCCGCGACCGGAAGCUGACGAAGCCCGAGUUCGGCCACCUCCAGAAGGCCGGCGCCAUCCCGAUGCGCCAUCUCCAGGAGUUCCGGCUCCAAUCGGUCGAGGGUUUCGAGCCGAACCAGAAGCUUGUUUUCGAAGAGAUCUUCAAGGAAGGGGAUUUGGUCGACGUCGCCGGAAUCACAAUCGGCAAGGGUUUCCAAGGCGGAAUCAAGAGGCACAACUUCCGGCGAGGGCCGAUGACGCACGGGUCGAAGAGCCACAGGGCUUUGGGGUCGAUCGGGGCCGGGACGACGCCCGGGAGGGUUUACAAGGGGAAGAAGAUGCCCGGGAGAAUGGGAGGGACGAAGACUAAGAUCAGGAAGCUUAAGAUUGUCAAGAUUGACACCGACCUCAAUGUGGUUAUGAUCAAGGGUGCUGUCCCCGGGAAGCCCGGGAAUCUGCUCCGGAUCGCUCCGGCGAAGAUCGUCGGCAAGAACAUUCCCAAGAAUUAGGCCGGUUUUCGGCUUUAAUUUCCUUCAAAAGCGAUUUCCUAGGCAAGCUUUUGGUUUUGUCUAAAAAAGAAGUCACUCCAAGCAAGAAGUGGAAAAACAUGGAAUUUGGGUCUACGUACAUAUGUGCAAAAGCAUAAUCAUGCCAUGGAGAGGAUUACACAGAUGACAAGAGAUCAGACCAGGUUAUACAGAACCAAGAAGAGCAAUAGUAGAAUCAUCCCGAAUCCGAACCCAUCACCACCAUCGGAUGCGGAGGCGUAGCCGUAGCCAAAGCAUGACGACCCGAGCGUGGGAAAGUAGGAAGAGAGCAAGUGUAUGAGCAAGACUAAAAUUAGCAGCACCAUUGCAAGGCCUGAUCCCAGUUGAAGAAUGGGGAUUACAAUCUCCCAAAGGGACAAUAAGAGAGGCCAACAAAUGAGCAAUCCCAAGGUUCCCACCGUUAGGAAAGGUACCAAUGGUGAUGGCCCCACCCUUUCUCUCAUUGCC
This is a messenger RNA of Morus notabilis, 1490 nucleotides long. Its product is annotated as 50S ribosomal protein L3-1, chloroplastic. Gene Ontology annotation, molecular function: structural constituent of ribosome. Gene Ontology annotation, biological process: translation. Gene Ontology annotation, cellular component: ribosome; chloroplast envelope. NCBI's taxonomy places the organism in Eukaryota, Viridiplantae, Streptophyta, Magnoliopsida, Rosales, Moraceae. The record is from RefSeq and is a predicted model, not a curated record. The coding region runs from base 171 to 1004 and encodes 277 amino acids. The transcript is spliced from 2 exons.